This is a messenger RNA of Cladocopium goreaui, 1801 nucleotides long. The record is from the annotation of a GenBank genome assembly. Lineage: Eukaryota; Dinophyceae; Suessiales; Symbiodiniaceae.
CCGGCACUUUCAAUUCUGGCAUCAUGGCCGAGAGGCGAAGCCGGCGAGUGGCUGUACUCUCUUGUAGUGCAGCUGCUGCCGGAGUAGCCUUUGUGGCGCCAGGCUUCCACGCCCCGUCUGGUAAGCCAACCAAUGUUGGUGAGGCGCCGCGCGUGUCGGCCGGAUGGAUUUCGCCCGCUGUUUCGGCCCCGGCGUCGAUGCCGUUGAUGUCGCUGUCUUUGGCAGCAGCAGCUGUGACUUUGGCAAUGCGACAGAAGAGGAACGGACCCCGUGCUGUUGCACGCAGAGGUCUAUUUGAUGGAAUGGAGGCGAACCUGGAGCGGAAGUUGCAAGAACAAUUGCAGAGGCGCAGCCAUCAAGCAGCGCAGAUUGAGAAGGGAGCUGAAGACCUUAAAAAACAGAUGGAGGAGCAGUUGGAGGUGGAAAGACGUGUUGGAGAAGAGCUGAGGAUGCAGAUCGCUAUGUUACAGGAGAUUUACACUGAAGUCAAUGACAAGCUGGAGAUGUCGCAGAUUGCACAGCAAAAGAUGCAGGCCAGCCGGAACGAGCUGCUCUCAGAAAUGGCCAAUUUGCAGGAGCGGCUUUCGCAAGCUGAUGCUGAGAGUAUUCAGAGGCAGGUGGAACUGGAGGCUGACAUCCAGCAGAAAGAGAAUCGAAUUACUCAGCUCGAGAAAGAGAAGACAACUCUGAUGGAGAACUUGAAGCAACUGGGCAAGCAAGUGAAGGCAGACCGUGAAGUUGCAGAAGCGAAGGAAGGCGCCUUGCAGACACAGCUUGCGCAGAUCGAAGCUCAGUUGGAGGUGACCACCAAUGCGACUGAGCAGGCAAAAGGCGAGCUGAAGAGUGCAAAGGACCAGCUGCAGAGCCUCAAUGCCAAGGUGGCGCAGCUGGAUCAGGCUCUGCAAGGAGCACGCGCCAAGGAAGUGCAGCUCACCCAGGAAAUGCAGGCAGCUUCGGUGGAAGUCAAACGUCUCCAAAGCGAACAGAAGGUCUUGGAGGCAGAUAUCUCUGAUGCACUGCAGCGCGAACGAAAUCUGGCGGUCCAGCUUGCCAAGGCUCAGGAAAAAAACCAAGGCUUGGAAGAUCGUCUGCCAAAGAUGGAGGAGGAGAACCAGAAGCUGAUGCGACGAGUCAACCUUUUGGAGACUGUUGCUCAGAAUGAGCAGCUUUUCUCCGCGAAGCUGACGGAGUCGCAUGCACAGAACGAGAAGCUGGCAAGUGAACUUCAACAGUUGGAGGCCAACCUCAAAAUGAAGGAAGGCGAGACCAGCAAACUGGCUGCCAAUCUGCAAGCCUCACAGGAGAAGACUCGCGCAGCUGCUGUGCAGGCACAAACUUAUGAAGCGCAGGCCCAAGAGUCAGCGCGGAUUGCUGCGUCUCGGACACAAACUUUGGAAGCAGAGAUCCAGGAGGCUAAGCGAGCACAGGCCAAAGCCCAGGAAGAAGCUGCACAGGCCAAACGCCUGGUGGAGGAAGCGAAAAUUGCCGAACUGAAGGCAGUGGAGGAGGCGCGUUCUGCCACGGCCGAGAAGGCGGCUGGUCUUUUUGCAGAGGCCGCCUCAGCACAGGAGCGAGUUCGGCUCGCCUUGGAAGCUCAGGCAAAGGCAGCCAGGGAGGCUGCAGCAGCUCAGCGGGCUGCAGAGGAGCUUCAGGCGAAAGCAACCAACAGCUACCAGCUCCCAUGGCAGAAGCCUGCCUAAGAGGCACCCAGAUUUGGCACACAUUUCUCUUGUUUCGACUGGCCAACGAGAAAAUCUCACUUUGAACUCUUGGAUUUUUACGUUCCAGCACAAUGUGGAUA